UCCUCAUGAAAAUGAUUUGGCAAGGUCCAGUUUUUGCUAUACUUAUGCAUAUUUUUGCUUAUAUUUUUAAUGCAAUACUUUUAGUAAUGCUUGAAAAGAAAAGAGUUAUUCAUUCGAGAGUUUAUAUGUUUAACAUGAUUGUCUCAGAAAUUUUCAUGAACUUCACACAGAAUAUCUUGGUCGAAUUUCCAUAUUUUUUCACCCAAGAUCCAGCGUUCUACUCAUUUGAAAUUGUGAAAUUCGUAGAAAUAUUCAGCCAAAUGGCAUAUCAAAGCAAAUUUUUCAUGGCUACAUUGAUGGCAGUGAAUAGAUUAUGGGUAGUGUUGAAGCCAAUCGGAAGUGAUGCAUUUAGUUCUGAGCGUCUUAAGCUUUACAUGACAAUCGGAUGGCUUGUACUCUUCUUUCGUCAAAUGAUUAUUAUUAUCCCAAAUGAUUGCUAUUUCAAAAUGGAUUUAGUACAGUUUCAAGUGUCAGCAGUAUGUGAGGACAAAGAGAAACAUGCUCUCAGAAUGAGAAUUAACUCCAUGAUAAGCUAUUUCAUACACAUUUUCUUGCCAUGGGUCUCCGUGUUUAUGAAUAUUUUGGUUUUCAUCUUCAUCAAAUUGAGGAAAAUGAAAAGUCAAGUGAGAAGAAAAAGCGGAGAACGGACUUUAGUCAUAAAUUCAUUGGUGGUGUCGCUGCUUCUGACUGCAAAUUAUCUAUACAACUAUUUCUAUUCCAUGUUCAAACCGUUAAUAUCCCAACAGUCACAUGAGCUUCAGUCAGCAUUCAGCUUUUUCAAUCUUUAUGGGUGUUCGUGUUUUAAUUUUGUGGUUUAUUUCCUUUUAGAUCCGACAAAUCGCCAAAAAGUUAUCAAUACUGUAACUAACAAGAAAGAAACAAAUCUAUCUAGAACAAUCACUACGGUAAUUUGAUAUUAAGUGUUAAAAUAUCGUUCUGGAAUAAAAUUAGUUUUUUU
Caenorhabditis elegans is the source of this 958-nucleotide messenger RNA. RefSeq names its product G-protein coupled receptors family 1 profile domain-containing protein (gene srxa-18). The transcript has 5 exons. Gene Ontology annotation, molecular function: G protein-coupled receptor activity. The coding region runs from base 12 to 914 and encodes 300 amino acids. The record is from RefSeq and is marked reviewed. Lineage: Eukaryota; Metazoa; Nematoda; Chromadorea; Rhabditida; Rhabditidae. Gene Ontology annotation, cellular component: membrane. Gene Ontology annotation, biological process: signal transduction; G protein-coupled receptor signaling pathway.